AUGGUAGAUCCGGUGAAGAUUGAGUCUAUUUGUGAUUGGGCUAGGCCCACUUCAGUUAUUGAGAUUCGGAGCUUCAUCGGACUAGCAGGCUACUACAAAAGGAGUGAGGCGAGCUUUUGGAGGCUCAAAGAGUUAUUGACCAUCGCUCAUAUAUUGACUCUUCCAGUUGAGGGCGAGGGCUUCAUGGUUUAUUGUGAUGUAUCCGACAUUGGUUUGGGUUAUGUAUUGAUGCAGCAAGGCCGAUUUAUUGCUUAUGCGUCGAUGCAGCUUAAGUUGCACGAGCACAACUACCCCACCCGUGAUUUUGGAUUUGAGGAUGAGGCCUUGGUGGCCCUUAAAGAUCAAGUAUUAGCGGGUGAUGGUGGUCAGGCUACCUUAGAUCCUAAUGGAGUGUUGAGAUUCGCAGAUCGCAUUUGUGUUCCAAGAGCUGGGGGUUUUAUACGGUUGAUACUUUUUGAGGCCCAUGAGUCUAGAUACUCUAUCCAUCUGGGCACAGUGAAGAUGUAUCAUGGUUUGAGGAAGCAUUAUUGGUGGAGUGGCAUCAGGAGAGAUAUUGCUGACUAUACAGUUGGGGAAGUUGCUUAUGAGUUGGUUCUACCUCCAGCAUUUUCAGCCAUCCACCUGGUUUUCCAUGUCUCGAUGUUGCGUCUAUAUGUUCCUGAUGAGUGUCAUGUGCUCCAGUAUGAUAUAGUUGAGUUGGAUGACCGUUUGACAUUUGUAGAGGAGCCAGUUGCCAUUAUAGCCAGAUAUGUGAGAAGAUUGCGCUCGAGAGCCAUUCCUGCUGUUAAGGUCCAUUCGAGGCAUCGUCUAGUCGAGAAGGCUACCUGGGAGACCGAACAUGAGAUGCGAGAGCAGUUUCCUGUCUUGUUUGAGCCUUCAGAGCAUUCGUGUAGUGACCCCAAGUCAUUUAUGACCUGCUGGGACUAA
Solanum stenotomum is the source of this 927-nucleotide messenger RNA. RefSeq lists its product as uncharacterized. NCBI's taxonomy places the organism in Eukaryota, Viridiplantae, Streptophyta, Magnoliopsida, Solanales, Solanaceae. The record is from RefSeq and is a predicted model, not a curated record. Bases 1 to 927 code for a protein of 308 amino acids. The transcript has 5 exons.